AAGGUUUUGCAAUUUGUUCCUCUGUACAGUCCAUGACAUAAAUGCUACAAGUCUGAAUGGCAGACAAAAUAAACCCUUCAGCGUACUACUGAUCAAUGCAAAUAUUUUAGGACUGCUGAUCUCCUGGGAUUUCAAGCACAACAGUUUCUAGUGUUUAACAAACUGGUGCAAAAAAUAAACAACAAAAAACAUCCAGUAACCAGCCAUUCUUUGGGCAGAAAUUAGAACUGCCAGACUGGAUCAAGCUAAAGCUACUGUCACUCAUAUAAUCACCCUCUACAAUGUUAAACCUUGGGGCUAAUCCUUGAAGAUAAACCUUGGGGCUACGACAACAGAAGAUCACAUCGGUUUCCACUCCAGUCAGCUAAGAACACUCUAUUCUGGACACAGGUUCGCAAUAAAUUGGACAUUUUCUGAAGAUUGGAGGGAAUAAGAAAAGAAAUGUCACCUGGUCUGAUGAUUCUAGGUUUUGCAAAUUUUUCCCUGGUACAGUUCACAAAAUAAACACUACUAGCCUGAAUAAGACAAAAAAAUAAAAAUAAAAAAAUUAACUACAGCAUACAUCAUUUUGUGCGAUCAAUCUGCAAUCCAAGCCGGUCCAGUAAAGUAAACCCACCAUCGUUCGAGGGUCCGACACUGCCACGCUUGCCUUGGACUUCGGAUGUCAUUUUCCAUUGACUUUCUUUAGAAAAAAGUGAAGGUGUCUGCCAAGAGUGCAGCUUAUAACAACAAGCCUGAAAAAGCAUGUGAUAUAAAGCCAGGCUACAUGGCCUGUUUUGGGACUGUUUCCACUCAGGAAUGUCUCCUCUCCAACACUGGUCCAAAAAAAAAAAAGCCGUCUGUCUUCUCUCUUUCUCUAUAAACUGCUGUUAUCAGUUUGUACAAGAAAUCCAGAUGGGUUAUAUUGACCAGGGGAUUAGCAUAAUGGAAAGUUCAUCAUCGCACGUUGCAACACAUAUAGACAUUGUUUCUGUGUUACUCUUCAUCUAGCAUGGAGUUCUUUUGUAAAAUGUUGGAGAGCUUGACGUUUCAUUCCAAGUCUGUAAACUUUUAACCCAGACACUUUCUGGCUAACUGUGAUGUGUGUUCCAAUGUAGAGGACUUUCAAGAAUUAGGUUACUUUAUCUCUAGAACACAAGUUAUACAAACAAACAAACAAAAACAAAAGAAGUCAAGGAGAUUUCACUUCACUUGCAAAAAAAAAAAGACAGUUUCCUGAAAAAACAUCCGCAAAAAGUUCUUUGCUUUUAUACCUGCUGAGUAAAAGUUGAAAGUCAUUUGCCUUUUAUGGAAUGUCUAGCGCAUAUGUGAGAGGCCAUAGUGGGGACUGUUCCAGUGGAGAACUGGGAUCAAAAAUUUUUAUUUCCCCUGCUUGUUCCAAAGUUAAGCUUGCCAGCUUGUGAAAUGACAAAGCCACCAGAAUUUUCGACUGUCAUCCUCGGAGAGUUACAUAAGAGCCACGUGUAGAGCACCGAUUCAAACAUGCACACUAAGUGCAGAGGUUGUAACUCUGCAGUAGAUGUUUCAGUUGUAGCAGUAUCCUUUAUGAAUGUCUUUCAUUACAGCAGACUGUCGCAGGGCUUGUGCUGGCUGGCUGGAAGAACGUUUCAAUAACUCAUCUUGGUUUAAUACCACGUCUGGGCCGGCGUGUCCGUGCUGUAGUCGAGGAAGCUCCUGUUUUGUGCAUGCUGUAUCUGUCUACGAGUGCCAUGUUACACAGCUCGCAGGAAAGGUUCACAGGGAAAUCAGUGUACAUCAGUUGUACCAGCGAGAGCUUUCUCACCUUAAGCUCACAUGUCUGGCGUUUUGAUCAUUGGGAUCCGCAAAGACGCCCGGUCUCACGUGCUUCACCUAUCCAGGAACAAGCGCUACACUCUGACGCCGGAGAAACUCAAGUGGGACAAAUUCAAGCUAACUUACAAACUGCUGUCAUUUCCGAGGAACCUGAUGAACGCCAGCGACACGCGCCGUGGAAUCGCCAAGGCUUUUGCCAUGUGGAGCGACGUGUCUCCUUUCAGCUUUAGAGAGGUGCCCGACGAUGACGAGGCUGACAUCAAAAUCGGCUUCUACCCAGUAAAUCACACAGAUUGUCUGCAGUCCUACCUGCAUCACUGUUUUGAUGGCAUCACAGGUGAACUGGCUCACGCUUUCUUCCCACCUACCGGAGAGAUCCACUUCGACGAUGACGAGUACUGGAUUUUGGGGAACAUGCGCUUCAGCUGGAAGAAAGGGGUCUGGCUGACUGACCUGGUGCAUGUAGCAGCUCACGAGAUCGGUCACGCACUGGGUCUGAUGCACUCGCAGAACCCGACAGCCAUAAUGCAUCUCAACGCCACGCUGACCGGCCGCAAGCUGAUAACGCAGGACGACGUCUGGGGACUCCAGCGACUGUACGGUGCGCAGACAGAACAGCUGGUUUCUUUUAAUACAGUGUGCAGUUGUUUGGAUAGAUUAUUUAUCUGUCCCGCUUGGGCCAGGAAAGGCUACUGCGAAAGCAAAAGAAGGCUCAUGCAAAAGCACUGCCCCCACAGUUGUGACUUCUGUUACACGUUCCCUUUUCCUACCGUCGCCCCGACUCCAAAGCCACCACGGACCAAACACAAGCUUGUUGCUGAGGGAAGGAAACUUACCUUCCGCUGUGGAAAGAAAAUCGCAGCAAAGCAAGGAAAAGUGGACUGGUAUAAAGACGGCGAGCUGCUGGAGUUCUCUCACCCUGGCUACAUCACCCUGAAGGAUGAUCACAUUAGUAUCGUGGCUAACGCGAUCAACGAGGGUACGUACACCUGCAUCGUAAGGAAGAAAAACAAGGUUUUGACCACCUAUUCGUGGAAGCUGCGGGUGCGCUUCUGACCAGGUCAAGCGACUACAAUAAAAUAAUACCGACGGAAACCACAGACCGGUUUUGUCCAAGAUGAGUGCUCCAUUCUCUAAAAAAAAAAAAAAAAGUCUGUGAUCAAGUGCUGUAUAUGAGGAAAAGGAGGACAAAUGACAUACGACCAAAGGCUUACGUUCACCCCGGCACCAUGGAACCUCAAAUACUCGGGCACAUAUUUCCUCUAGAUCCAUACAAAAGCUAUCAGUAUUCUGACGUCAGGGUUUUUCUGUCUUUCUUCCCUUUUUUUGUGUAAAUUUGUUUCCUUAGGUUCUAAAUAAAAAAUUUAUUCUGUGAGAA
Tachysurus fulvidraco (yellow catfish) is the source of this 3172-nucleotide messenger RNA. RefSeq names its product matrix metallopeptidase 23ba (gene mmp23ba). Gene Ontology annotation, cellular component: extracellular matrix. The transcript is spliced from 9 exons. NCBI's taxonomy places the organism in Eukaryota, Metazoa, Chordata, Actinopteri, Siluriformes, Bagridae. The record is from RefSeq and is a predicted model, not a curated record. Gene Ontology annotation, biological process: extracellular matrix organization; collagen catabolic process; proteolysis. Bases 1795 to 2850 code for a protein of 351 amino acids. Gene Ontology annotation, molecular function: zinc ion binding; metalloendopeptidase activity.